Loxodonta africana (African savanna elephant) is the source of this 2418-nucleotide messenger RNA. Its product is annotated as protocadherin alpha-13-like. NCBI's taxonomy places the organism in Eukaryota, Metazoa, Chordata, Mammalia, Proboscidea, Elephantidae. Gene Ontology annotation, molecular function: calcium ion binding. The record is from RefSeq and is a predicted model, not a curated record. Gene Ontology annotation, cellular component: plasma membrane. The transcript has a single exon. Bases 1 to 2418 code for a protein of 805 amino acids. Gene Ontology annotation, biological process: homophilic cell-cell adhesion.
AUGGUAGGUUCUCCCAGAAAAGGCCCGGGAUCCCGGCGCUUGCUGCUGUCGCUUCUGCUCCUCGCAGCCUGGGAGGCCGGGAGCGGCCAGGUCCACUACUCCGUCCUCGAGGAGGCCAAACACGGCACCUUCGUGGGCCGCAUCGCGCAGGACCUGGGGCUGGAGCUGGCCGAGCUGGUGCCGCGCCUGUUCCGGGUGGCGUCCAAAGGCCGCGCGGACCUUCUGGAGGUGAAUCUGCAGAACGGCAUUUUGUUCGUGAAUUCUCGGAUCGACCGCGAGGAGCUGUGCGGGCGGAGCGCGGUGUGCAGCAUCCACCUGGAGGUGAUCGUGGACAAGCCGCUGCAGGUUUUCCACGUGGAGGUGGAGGUGAGGGACAUUAAUGACAACCCACCGGUGUUCCCGGGAUCACUGAAAACAUUGUCCAUUUUAGAAUCUAGGCCGCUAGAUUCUCGGUUUCCACUAGAGGGCGCGACUGACGCGGACAUCGGCUCCAACGCUUUGCUAACGUAUAGGCUCACGCCCAGUGAUUAUUUUUCGCUGAAUGUAAUUUCGAAAAACUAUCCAAAUAAAUUGGUAGUACUCGUAUUAAAGAAAUCAUUAGACAGAGAGGAAAUUCGUGAGCACUCCUUGUUACUAACAGCCACAGACGGGGGCAAACCUGAACUCACAGGCAGCGUUAAACUGCUUAUCGAGGUACUAGACGUCAACGACAAUGCUCCUGAGUUUGACCAAUCGGUGUAUGAAGUAAGUCUUCGGGAAAAUGCCGUAAAUUGGACGUCUGUAAUAAAGUUAAAUGCUUCAGAUGUGGAUGAAGGUUCCAACCAAGAGAUCACCUACCACUUUAGUAGAGAUAAUUAUUUCAGGAUAACAGAAAUAUUCACCAUCAUUUUAAAUACUGGAGAAAUACGACUAAAAGGGAAUUUAGAUUAUGAAGAAAUCACCUCUUAUGAAAUCCUAGUGGAAGCAGCAGAUAAGGGGAGCCCACAAAUGAGAGGGCACUGCACAGUCCUAGUGAAUGUCUUAGAUAUCAAUGAUAAUGCCCCCGAAGUAUCAGUAACUUCGCUGUCUUUGCCGGUCAGAGAGGACGCUCCACACGGCAGCGUCAUUGCCCUGAUCAGCGUGUCCGACCGCGACUCCAGUGCCAACGGACAGGUGACCUGCACCCUGAUGCCCGAUGUCCCCUUCAAGCUGGUGUCCACAUUCAAGAAUUACUAUUCGCUGGUGCUGGACAGCGCCCUGGACCGGGAGAGCGUGUGGGCCUAUACGCUUAUGGUGACAGCUCGGGACGGGGGCUCGCCUUCCUUGUCGGCCACUGCUAGCUUGUCCGUGGAGGUGGCCGACGUGAAUGACAACGCACCGGCAUUCGAGCAGCCCGAGUACACGGUGUUUGUGAAGGAGAACAACCCGCCGGGCUGCCACAUCUUCACGGUGUCGGCACAUGACGCGGACGCUCAAGAGAACGCACUUGUGUCCUACUCGCUGGUGGAGCGGCGGGUGGGCGAGCGCGCGCUGUCGAGCUACGUGUCGGUGCACGCCGAGAGCGGCAAGGUGUACGCGCUGCAGCCGCUGGACCACGAGGAGCUGGAGUUGCUGCAGUUCCAGGUGAGCGCGCGCGACUCGGGCUUCCCGCCUCUGGGCAGCAAUGUGACGCUGCAGGUGUUCGUGCUGGACGAGAACGACAACGCGCCGGCGCUGCUGCCGCCUGGGUCGGGCGGCGUGAGCAGCUCUGCGAAUGAGCUGGUGCCGCUCUCAGUGGGUGCAGGCCACGUGGUGGCGAAGGUGCGCGCGGUGGACGCUGACUCCGGCUACAACGCAUGGCUGUCUUAUGAACUACAGCCGGCGGCUGGCGGCGGACGUAGUCCGUUCCGCGUGGGUCUGUACACCGGCGAGGUGAGCACGACGCGCGCCCUGGACGAGGCGGACGCGCCCCGCCAGCGCCUAUUGGUGCUGGUGAAGGACCACGGGGAGCCGCCGCUGAUGGCCACGGCCACAGUGCUGGUGUCACUAGUGGAGAGCGGCCAGGCUCUGAAGACGUCGUCGCGAGUGUCGUCGGGUGCCGCGGGACCCGAGGCGACGCUGGUGGAUGUCAACGUGUACCUGAUCAUCGCCAUCUGCUCAGUGUCCAGCCUGUUGGUGCUCACGCUGCUGCUGUACACCGCGCUGCGGUGCUCUGCGCCGCCCACAGAGGGCGCGUGGGGGCCGGGGAAGCCCACGCUCGUGUGCUCCAGAGCCGUGGAGAGCUGGUCCUACUCGCAGCAGAGGCCGCAGAGGGUGUGCUCUGGAGAGGGGCCGCCCAAGACCGACCUCAUGGCCUUCAGCCCCAGUCUACCUCCAGAUCUGAACGUGGCAGAAAGAAAUGAAUAUCCAGAAGCAAAUUCGGAUCUUUCCAGUAAUGUAAGUCCAACUUCGGAGCUUUAA